This is a messenger RNA of Alosa sapidissima (American shad), 2611 nucleotides long. RefSeq names its product F-box and WD repeat domain containing 8 (gene fbxw8). Gene Ontology annotation, cellular component: preribosome, large subunit precursor. The transcript is spliced from 11 exons. The record is from RefSeq and is a predicted model, not a curated record. Gene Ontology annotation, molecular function: protein binding. The coding region runs from base 112 to 2103 and encodes 663 amino acids. Lineage: Eukaryota; Metazoa; Chordata; Actinopteri; Clupeiformes; Clupeidae.
UUUUAGAAGAAUGGACUGUAUAUUUGUUUUCUUUCACGGUCUCUGGGUUUGGCUGUGAAGUGUUGCGCAGUGUAAUGACUUAAAGUGCACAAUACUGGAAUGUAAAUAACAAUGGAAGAAGAUGAGUUAUUGGCCUUCAGGGAGCACUGGAAACAGGAAUUAAAGAAAACGACUCAAGCAGAAAGCACUGGGUCGAACCUUGGGGUAACGUUACACAGCGCCCAACCCAGUGUAACUCUUGGCACUAAAUCUACAUAUUUCAAAGAUAGGUCGGAGGACAAUGAAAGGGAAAAUUGCUCUGAUCGGUCUGGACACUAUGACAGUCCAGGUAGCUCAUACCAAGAUCAGAAGGUUAAAUACACACCACCGUGCACGACCUUAGAGGACCGUGCAAAGCAUCAACCACAAUAUGUGUCCAUUGCAGAAGGCUUGUUAGAUGGAAGGACUAGUCCCUUGGUGGAAAGAAUUGAAGAGGAGAGGACGCGAAGGAAAAGACAGCGUGGUCACAUUGACUGUCAUUAUAAUGUACAGCCUCAGAAGAAAGUUGUUAGGCCCACUGGACAAAAGCUACUUGAUCAGUUUAUACAAGACUUGAAUGACACUAAUGACAUUCCCUUCUUUGAUGUGGAACUGCCAUACGAGUUGGCACUGAAGAUAUUCCAGUUUCUUGACCGGCGUGAUCUGGGAAGAUGUGCUCAGGUAAGCAAAGUCUGGAAGGGGCUGGCAGAUGAUGAAGUGCUGUGGUACAACCUGUGUCUGGAAGAGGGAUACCACAGCGGAGCGAACGUCUCGGACUCCCCCUGCUGGAAGAGUAGCCUGCGGGAUUGUCGGAACACUGACAAACUAGUGUGCUCCAACUGGAAGAAUCGUGUUGGAUCUAUCAGUCAUCUCCAGUUUGAGUUGGGAAAGAUUCUAUGUGAUGUCAGCUGCUGCAGUGGAUAUGUAUUUUCUGGGUACACCUCAGGUGAUGUCCGUCUGUGGGACACCCAUCAUUGGGAUUCAGAGGCGUCUUACCUUAGGCCGACCCACGCCAACAUGGAUGUCACCCUAAAACCACACAUCAGUCAUGUCCAAGUCAACAAGAUAGUGGCAGCGGCAGCAUUUGAUGAUGGAUCAGUGGAUGUAUGGAGCACGGAGACUGGGUCCGAACCCAUCCACCAUCUCCAGCACCUCCAGAAGGUUCAUGCUCUGGCGCUGUGUCCAGACCACCCCACCGUGGCCACUGCCUGUGGGACAGACGUGCGUGUGGAAAGCCCUGAUGAAAAGGGCUACUGGAAGACCCUCUGCCUUACCCAGCUACCCAAACCUGUGGAUAACCUGCGUCUGGUGCCGGGCAAGCAGGCAUCUCCGCUGGCUGUGGCUUCAGCCAGUGAGAGCGUCUAUCUCCUGGCGCCUGGGCAGGACCAGAGGGUUCUUCACUCUGUCUAUGGCCACCCAGUCACCUGUCUGGACGUCAGUGACACACAGGCAGCCAUUGGGGUCAAGAGCUGUGGCUGGGCCAUGAACGACGGAGGAAACAAGAUCCAGGUGUACGGUCUGGAGACGGGGCAGCUGGUGGCGUCCGUGGGCAACUCAGCGGGAGACUUCACCUGCAUCAACCUCCGAGAUGGCCCCCCUCACCUGCUAGUGUGUGGGAAUAAAGACAGGAGGGUGCGGGUGUUUGACCUGCGCUCAGGCCUCUCGGUGGCCUCUCUCUAUGCCCACCACAUGGGGGUGACAGCGGUGCAGGGGGACGACUGGAAGCUGGUGAGCGGAGGUGGCGAGGGCCUGGUGUGUGUGUGGGAGAUGCGCAUGGCAGCCAAGCUCUGGGAGAUGCACAACAGACACCCAGUGCGGCACAUAUGGUUUGACGAGAGCACCCUGGUGACGGCCAACAUUCCUGACGAGAAGUCUCCACGGGGGGCGUGCAUCACAGACGAUGACCUCACCGCUCAUCGCAGACACCGUGGAGUCAUCUGCCUGUAUGACUUCUCACCAGACCUUUCUGUUCAGGACCAUGUUUUGCCCAUCUGUCGGUCGAACUACAUAGAGUCAUCAGGCUACAACUACAACAUCGGCCUGGCUAUGCCGUAUGAUAUACUUCGAGAGCCCUCAACCACCUGAUGACUCUGGAGGAAUGUUGGACUUUUAUAUUAACUAUAUAUAUUUUUUUUUUUCUCUCUUUUUUUAAACAACAUACUGCUGAAUUAAUAAGCUGUAUUAAUGAAGAUGUAAUGUUGGUGUAAUUUUAUUGGUAAUUCAUUAUUAAUUUGAAAUACUGUUUGAUCAAUUAGCUCCUGUCAAAUUACUAUUGUUUAUCAUGAUUCAUAUAAUCUAUUCAACAGUGUCUGUGCUUUGAUUAACAAUGAAGAUAUAAUUUCUUAAAAGCAGGUUUCCAUCUCUUCAGAAUCAUUAUUAGAAUCUUUUCAGCUGCAUUUAGCCAUUUGUACAGUUGUUUUACUCGGUUUAUAUUAUGUAACUGUAAGGCUCACUGCCCUUGAUUCUUGAUAGUAUAAUAAUUUAAUAAUAUAAAAAAUAACACAGUAUUACACAAUAAUACUGGCCAACUUUUGAGAACUGUCACUUAGCCAUGUGAAAGUGUGUUCAGAAUACAUGUGAAUGUUGAAAUGUA